Messenger RNA from Cladocopium goreaui, 645 nucleotides. Lineage: Eukaryota; Dinophyceae; Suessiales; Symbiodiniaceae. The record is from the annotation of a GenBank genome assembly.
AUGGUGAGUAUUUCCGUGAUCAAUUUUCUUAAGAUGUGCCUAAGGGAGAUCCUACAGAUCAAUUCCCAGACCAGCAUGGUUGUGGACCUCGAUCAUGGGACAGUUUACAUCAAAGCUGAUGUUUCUGAACAAUGUGUUUUGGUGGACUGCCGGGAACUUUUUUCUUUUGGAUCCGGAAGUUGGUAUGACGGAAGUGAUGCCCGAGAUCUCAUGGAACAAGGGCAAGGAAAAUUCAUCAAGUGUGCCAUGACUCUCCAAACCUCGAUCAUUUUGGAAAGAAAGAGGUUGGCAGACCAUUUGUCUACGUUGGACUGUGUGGAAAAAGCCACCCCGCUCAAAGAUGUCUUGCUGCUUUUGGAAGAUGCCGGUGAGGUCCGUGUGGGCUUUUCCCACCACAAGGUGGAUCUGGGCUCUGAAGUUUGUCAACCUGACAAGCCGUUGGUUUUCGUAUUGGACGUGAAGCCCAGCAAAGAGGAGCAGGAGGAGCGUGCUCCCAAAAGACAAAAGAAAGAGAAGAAAUCGACUGGAGGAAAGAAGGACAAGAAGACCAAGGCACAUGUUGAAACUACCGAUCAUAAUGAAAUCUUACCAAUCUAUAAUAUGACAAUUUCUUACGGAGAACUAAAACUGGACAGUUUGAUCUGA